AUGCGCCAAGUCGAGACCGAUUCCGCGCUCCUUGCCGCCGCUCAAGGACUUACACCGCCGCUCUCGGACUCACCGGUCGGCGAAGUCGACCAGGCAGCAGCGAUAGAAGAGGAUGGUUCGCACGGCGGCGGCAUGUUCGCAAGCAAGCCUCCAUGGGGCUCCCCGGCGCCACCGCUUGCGUUGGCUGAAGAUGCCGCUGAGCUUGCAACUGAUCUGGCGCAAGAGGUGGGCGCGCUCUACGCUGACUUUGGUGUUACAUCGGCACGUUGUUGGGAGCAGGCAGAGCAGAAAAUGGGAGCAGACAGUGGUCGCCGAGACGACGACGGCGUCGAAUUCGGAGACGAUGUCGAGCGUGAUGAGCAGCUGCUCGCUUCCCUGAAGGGCCGCCACGUACGACUGCAAAACACGCCCGACGUGGUGAUGCCACCCCUCAUCAUCCCCGAUAGAAACGGCGGCGUGGCGGCGGACACGCAGCUGCUGCUGCACUGUCGCGGGGGAGAGAGCGAAGCAUCUGCCUUGGCGGUCGCACCGCGGAUAACAGCGCACCUCCUUCACCGGCACAGCUAUCUUGCGGAGCAGGAUCGACUGUACCUUGGCCCUUGCACAGCGCCAGAAGCGCAGCUGCGGCCGCCGGAUGCCAUGCGAGCAGCACUCCCAUCUGCGGGCACACAGCGCCACGGCUGCUGCGUCCUUGUCGUCUUCUCCACCACGGACCUGCGUGUUCACGAUAACCAGCUCUUGGCAUUCGCCUCGGUGUGCGCCAGGGCGGCCGCCGCAGAGGCAGGCGGCCCAGUUCCCGUCAUUGGUGUGUGUGUACUCGACUACCGAACCUUUGCGCAGCCGAGCACUGUCGGCGGCUUCUUCCGUCAGAGCCCUCAGCGGGCGCAGUUCCUGCUUGAUACGGUCGCGGCGCUGCGCCGCAAGCUGGAGGACACACUGCAUGUGCCUCUCCUGGUUCGCUGUGGUCGGCCAGAGGAGCACGUGCCCCGCCUGGCCGUGGAGCUGCGGGCGAUGGAUGUUCUCAUGACGACUCAGUACGCCCCCCACGAGCGACGCGUGCAAGCGUUGAUGGUGCGUCGACUCCAGGCGGGGACGUGGGUGUCGCGCGAGGAGGUGGCUGACGAGACGGUGGUGGCGAGUGAAAUUGGGCAAGGAGCAUCAGUGACGCCACUUGACGCACACUGUGGCUCCGCAGCGGAGGAAGACGAUCCGUUGAUCGCCGUCGUCGAGCACGCGAGCUGCGGCGUCGGUGGCCAGCAUCCAUACCACCGCGGCAGCAACUUGCCCUCGCACUGCCGCGCCGCGGCUGCUCUGCCGGUGGUGCACAGUGUCUGGCAGUCGACGCUGGUGCACCUCGACGACUUGCCGACACCGCUGGCCGCCAUGAAGGAAGGCGAGCGGUGGUACCACGACGACGUCACGGUGAGCACGAUCCGGCCGACCGAGCCGUACGACAAGGCGACCGCGCUGCUGGCGAAGCUGCCUCGAACCUGGCAAGCGGCUGCCCUGCUUCCCACGGAAAACGAGCGGUACGGGCGAGCGGGGCCAUCCGUCCUGCGGGGGGCGCUACCGCGGCUCGAAGACCUGGGCUACAGCGCCGCAGCCGCCCGCGGGACAGACUUCGCCUUCCAGGAAGUGAUCGCCACCCAGUCGUCUCACCCGGACGCCGGCGAGGACGCGGCGCUGGUACGCCUGCAGGACUGGCUGGCGCAGGGCGGCGUGACGUCGCUGCUGCGCUACGGACGCGAGCGGCGCACUAACACGAAGAUGUACUCACAGAAGCUGGCACGCGUGUCACCGUACAUCGCGCUCGGUGCCCUGUCCCCGCGCAAGUACUAUGAAGUACUGCGGGAGUUCGCGCAGGCGAACCAGCGCGACGCGUUUGUGCAGCAGCAGUUCCGCGAGGGUUUGCUGCGGCUGUCUCGGCGGGACUACUGGCACUGGAUGGGCCUGCGCUUCGGCGACCGGCUCUUCUUCUCGUACGGGCCGCACCCCGAGCACACGGACGACGUACCGGAAUGGCGUCAUGACCGUAAGGUGGUGCAGCGGUGGUGCGAUGGACUGACCGGCAUCCCCUUCGCAGAUGCCGCGAUGCGGGAGUUGGUAGGGACAGGCUUCGUCGCGCAGGAGGGGCGGCAGGCUCUGGCGUGGCUGCUCACGCGUGGCUACGGACAAGACUGGCGCCUCGGCGCUGAGUGGAUGGAGCGCUGCUCCCUCGACUACGACCCGUUCGUCUGCUACGGAAACUACGCGUAUAGCUGCGGGCUUAUGCUGGACGACUUCGGCGAGCCUGUCCGAAACGUGUACUACCUCGCCCACCAGCACGACCAGACCGGCAUCUACGUAAAGAAAUGGCUGCCGCAGCUGUCGAAGGUGCCACCGGUGUACAUACACCGCCCACAUGUGCUGACGGAGCGCAUGCAGGCGAUGCACGGCGUGUACCUAGGCAGAAACUACCCCUACCCACUCAAGCUGUGGCAAGGGGCGCAGCGCAGUCUGUCCGCCGCCAAGCUCACGGCGUACUACCCGCAGGGCAUAGUGAAAGGUCCUGGGUACGCGGAAGCGCUGCGGUACGGCAGCGCCGUGAUGCACCCCGAGGAGUACAACGCCGCUGUGUCGCCUGGCUACCUGCAGCGGCAGGAAUGGGCGACAAUGCUACCAGCCUCCGCCUUCGCCGGCAUCGAGGACAGCGACGAGAUGGCGAGGCACUUCUCCCUCUUGGAGGCAGCAGCUCCACGGAAGUCUGCCGCACCCGCCGCCGCUGUGGCGGCGGAGUCCACUUUGAAGAGGGCCACCGCGUAG
Messenger RNA from Leishmania mexicana MHOM/GT/2001/U1103, 2802 nucleotides. RefSeq names its product putative DNA photolyase. Gene Ontology annotation, molecular function: DNA binding; FAD binding. Gene Ontology annotation, biological process: photoreactive repair. The record is from RefSeq and is a predicted model, not a curated record. Lineage: Eukaryota; Euglenozoa; Kinetoplastea; Trypanosomatida; Trypanosomatidae. Bases 1 to 2802 code for a protein of 933 amino acids. The transcript has a single exon.